Messenger RNA from Salmo salar (Atlantic salmon), 1648 nucleotides. It is a transcript of the gene c2cd4a, whose product is annotated as C2 calcium dependent domain containing 4A. Lineage: Eukaryota; Metazoa; Chordata; Actinopteri; Salmoniformes; Salmonidae. The record is from RefSeq and is a predicted model, not a curated record.
AAACAGCCUGGCAGCUCUUUCAGUCAGUUGCUAACAGAGGAGCUGGUCUUAACAAGAGAGAUUCUGAGCCUGCUACUUAUAGAGACCUUUACUACUACCAUCAUUAUCUAUCUCACAAGCCUGUCUGUAAGGACACAGUGUUGGAUUUACUGACAUCUCAUUUACACCAGUUACCAAGCCCUAUCAGAGAACUCAUGUGGGUGGUGGAGAAGAUCCGUGUGUCCGUGGAGAGAACCAACCUGCCUCUCCCCUCAACGGAAUACAGCUUCAGGAUCGGAGACAUGUUUGGAGAGAAAGCUGAGAAACACAAGAGACUUUCCCUGUGUCCUAAUAUUAUCACCCCAGACACAAUCCCAGAGUUUUGCAUCCCUCCUAAGAUCCCGUCCUUCCAGGAGCCGAAAGGUACAGAGCAGAGCCGCCAGGCCCCCAUCAUCAGAGUGUCCCUGUGUGAAUCUGAGAGGGGGAGCCCUAAGAGGGAGGCCCCAACACGAAAGCUUAUCAGCCCACACAUCAUACAGGUAGAGAAUGUGGACGAGAGCCCUUAUGACUGUAGUGAUGAGGAGACCACCAACGCAGACCCUCAAAGCCAGGCAGCACUCUCCUUGCCCCACAUGGCCAAAGCCCAGACUUGCUACGGUUUCUGUACCCUGCUGGAGAGCCCCCACACCAGGAGGAAGGAGUCCCUGUUCCACAACGACCCUGGCUCCUGUGGCAUACCGCUGCUGCUCCCCAGGAGCAGGUCCAACACUUGCUCCAGAGUCUCCCCUUCUACCUCCCCAUCCUCCUCCCCUUCCUCCUUCAGUCUUCACACCCUGACCUCCAGACUCUCGCCCAGAGGUUAUACACUCAACAGACAGGGUACACUGGACAGUGACACCACCUCCUCAGCUGAGUCCUCCCCUUUCAGCUCCCCAAUGCUGAGCAGGUCCCCACCGAAGUCUUCCCUCUUCAAAACACUGAGUCAUGAAAGGCUUCUUUCCAGAAACACCAGGAAGACUGUGGUGUCCAGAAACAACUCCCUGUCAACAGACGAGGGCAGCUCCACAGACAAUAGUCCCAAUUUCAUGAGGAGGGCGUCAGAUGGGGUGGUAGAAUGCCUUCCACCAAGCUUCGGUCUGGCCCCUCCUACCAUCUUCCCCAUAGACUUGGUUCUGCACAGGGAAAGGGUGAUGAGGGAGAGCAUGGUCCCUAUAGGGAAGGACGGCACCCUGCGCCUCUCUGCAGAGCACUGUCCUGAUAACCAGAGGCUGCGGGUGCGGCUCAUCAGUGCUGAGGGACUAUACACUCACUCGGUGGACCCCAAGAGUAUCAACUGCAGUGUCAGCCUUUCCCUGGUGCCUGGAAAGGUCCAGAAGCAGCGUAGCACAGUCAUCAGGAAGAGUCGUAACCCCAUCUUCAAUGAGGACUUCUUCUUUGAUGCCAUCUCAGAGAAGGACCUCUGCCAACGCUCCCUGAGAUUUAAAAUUGUCAAUAAAAUGUCCACUAUGAAAAGAGACUACAUUCUGGGGGACGUUGAACUUCCACUCACAAGCAUUAUCACUUUAUAACUUAAAUCAUUUGUGUUAUUUAUUUAAAUUGUAUUUAUUAUCGCUUUUAUACUGUGAGCAGAGAUUUCAUACUGUAUCUAUUAAAUCCUUUAUUAAAAUGA